AUGGAAUACUUGCAUAAUGAUUAUCAUUGUCAAGUUGCACCAAGUAGUAUGCGUGGAUCAUUAACUGUUUGUGUACUUGGUUUUCUUUUUCCAUUUAUUAUUAUAGCAUGCAGCUAUGUAUAUACUAUAUAUUAUGUUCGACAACAUAACCCAACAAUUAUAACAAUUAACCGACGAACAAAUAUGCGUCGUGAUAUGAUUAUCUUAAAACGUGUACUGAUUAUUCUUACACUCUUGACAUCUUCUGCUGCACCACAUGCACUUUUUCCUAUAGCUUACCGAAUUCUUGGAAGUCUUCCAACAUGGUUAGUUGCUUUGGAAUGGCUUCUCACCAUUGUCGCACUUAUCUCUAUUGCAGUGAUACUUCCAUUGGUUUAUGAAUGUCAUAAAUACAGUGCUGCAAAUUUACUUUCAGUUGUAUCACCUGAACGGAAACGUGAAUUGCACACCGCUGCAGUUAAUUGUAUAUUACGUGAUGGUCUUGCAUUGGGAGUAUUUCGUCAACCCGGUAUGAGUCAAUUCCUCCAAAUAGCUGUUCCUGGAUAUGCUGGCCCGAACGGUAAAACGGUUCGACAAAAAAUAGCUGCAAUAUACUCAUCAUACACCACCAAACUUCGUUCUGUUCUAUCUAAAGUUGAUUUUUUUGCACUUACAUGUGAUCUAUGGCGAAGUUCGAAGCGAGUACAUUACAUUAGUCUUACUGGUCAUGUUUUUACUAAUAAAUAUAAAACUGUUUCAAUCGUACUUGGUUGUCAUCGUGUUAUCGGCCGUCAUUUAUCAACAACUAUUGAACGUUAUAUAGAAUUUGAAUUAAAACGACUUAAUAUUAAACAAGAACAACUUGUUAGCAUUACCACGGAUAAUGGUUCUGACAUGAAGAAAGCAACAUCAACACUUAAAUUUGGUGAUGAUACAAGUCAUAAUGAUCCCACCGAUGAUGAAUGUGAUAGUGAUUCUGAUGAUGAUAUUAAUUUCUCGUCACUUACUAUAAAUGAUAACAAGUUGUCAUCAAUUGAUCAUUAUAAACUAAUUCUAUCUGUAUUUAAUUUAAUGAAGAAAGCCAGAGCUGGAGUAAAAUUUAUUCGAAAUCAUAAUGGCACUAAUGAAUAUGUAAUUAAACAUGUUGAAGAAUUCAAGUCGAUCAUAAAUCAAAUGUCAAAUAUUUCAAAUUUAUUAAUGAAACGAGUGAUAAUAACGAAAGGUUUCUGUGAUUUAAUAUAUGAUAUAUCAAAUAAUACGUUUCAAGUUAUCGAACAAGAACGUGAUUAUCUUGAAAAUUGUCAAAAACUUGAAUCAACAUCAUCACCUACAACUUAA
Messenger RNA from Rotaria sp. Silwood1, 1317 nucleotides. The record is from the annotation of a GenBank genome assembly. Lineage: Eukaryota; Metazoa; Rotifera; Eurotatoria; Philodinida; Philodinidae.